Molecule: messenger RNA, 1738 nt
Organism: Eremomyces bilateralis CBS 781.70
Lineage: Eukaryota; Fungi; Ascomycota; Dothideomycetes; Eremomycetales; Eremomycetaceae
Product: ZIP zinc/iron transport family
Exons: 1
Coding region: 432-1601 (389 amino acids)
Biological process (GO): zinc ion import across plasma membrane
Cellular component (GO): plasma membrane
Molecular function (GO): low-affinity zinc ion transmembrane transporter activity
Source: RefSeq, a predicted model, not a curated record
UUCCUGGGCUCGUCCAAUGUCAUUUGCUCAUCUUUCACUCAUUUCUCCCGCUGCUGUCACUGGUCAACUCCAGCUACCCAUCAAGGUAAGUGCUGGUUGCGAUACAAUGGGUCGCUACUGUGACGUUGGAAUUUCCACGGUCCCUCAUUCGAAAGUUCUUAUUCAACGCUCGUCCAGUUAAUUCUGUUCUUGUAAUUGUCCGUUUUCUUAUUGUCAUUGGGAGACUCCUGCGCACGACAAACGCCGGCUAUAGUGUCACCGUAUAUAUUUCUGAGUGCAUAUAUUUCGUCCGGCGUCCUCCUUCCACUGCAAUCUGUUGGUCCUUACCAUCUACUUCCACUGCACUGGGUCCUCGCAGUUUAUGUCCAGUCUCUAGGCGUCCAUCAGAGUUGUCUGUAUAAUCUUGGCCUAGCCUCAAAAGUUCUUCAACCAUGGAUCCGUUCAGCUCCACAUGGACCCUUUUCUCCAGGCACGUCCCGAUGGACGAUGAGCACCAUGAACCCGGGCAGUGUGACACCGGUAAUGAGUUCGACGGUCAAAUGGGCCUCCGCAUAUCCGCCAUCUUCGUCAUUCUGGUCGGCUCGCUCUUCGGCGCAUGGUUUCCCGUCUUCGCUCAGCGACAUGCCGGGUCGUGGAUUCCGGAGUCCUUCUUCUUCAUCUCCAAGUUCUUCGGCUCCGGGGUGAUCAUCGCCACGGCUUUCGUUCAUCUCCUAGCUCCCGCACAUGAGGCGCUUUCGGCUUCAUGUCUCACUGGCCCCAUCACGGAGUACCCUUGGGUGGAAGGGAUCUCCCUAAUGGCGGUGUUCUCCCUGUUCGUUUUGGAGAUUGUAGCCAUGCGGUACGGGAUGCCAGGUGGACAUGCCCAUACGCACACGCAUAACCACGAGCACCCUACUGGAGACGCCUCUAUCCCCCUUAAGGUGGAAAGUUCCGAAACCACCGCCACCACCGUCACCAAUGAACCGGCCACCAAUGGAACGGCCACCAAUGGAACGGCCCGCGAAGGAGGCAGAAUCAACACACUCUCUCCUGGAGCCGACCACUUCGGCCACGCCCGCUCGCACGUCGACAACAGCGACGCGGAGCACGGCGGGGUGUCCCCUGAGAGCCUCGCCGCGCAGAUGACCUCCAUCUUCAUCCUCGAAUUCGGCGUCAUCUUCCACAGCAUCUUCAUUGGGCUCACCCUCGCCGUCGCCGGGGAGGAGUUUAAAAUCCUGUAUAUCGUCCUCGUCUUUCACCAGACCUUCGAAGGGCUCGGUCUCGGCGCCCGGCUCGCCAUGAUCCCCUGGCCGGCCCACCGGAAAUUCAUGCCGUACGGGCUCGCUAUCGCGUACGGCCUCAGCACGCCGAUCGCCAUUGCGGCCGGGUUGGGGGUGCGGACGUCGUACGCGCCCGGGUCGCAGACCACGCUGAUCGUCAACGGGGUGUUCGACAGCAUCAGCGCGGGGAUCCUGAUCUACACGGGACUGGUGGAGUUGAUGGCGCACGAGUUCAUGUUUAGCCCGACCAUGUCGAAGGCCCCGGCGAAGACGGUCAUGAGCGCGAUUGGGUUGAUGGCCCUAGGUGCCGGGUUGAUGGCCCUGCUAGGGAAGUGGGCGUAGGAUGUUCGAUGCCGAUGAUGAGCGUUCUGAAUUGAGACACGACCAAACAUAAAGGCGUUUGCGGAGUUUGAUAACCAGUUGUGAGGUUAGGAUAUGGGAUAUACCACAGGCAGUGGAAAAAUCGUUCGGCGUCGGAG